AUGUUUGCGCGAGCGUCCAAGGCACCUUACAUAUGUUCACAAUGUUUAUCCAAGCGAGGUAUCAACCGAUUUUACUCCACUGAAUCGCCGCCGUCGCCCUCUUCAUCUGGAGCUGCUAAACUCGCGACCCGUCGCCUCAUCUCUGUUCAUGGCGUUGAUGCGCCCAAAUUCUUGCAAGGCAUCAUCACCAACAAUGUCAAGACUUCUGGACCAGAGGCCACGAAAGGCUUCUAUGCAGCUUUCUUGACUGCACCAGGAAAAGUCUUGCACGACAGCUUUAUUUAUCCUACAAUAGGCUCUGAGUGGCAUGCUCAGCAGGUCGGGAGUGGUGUCGCAGAAGAGCCAGGCUAUUUGGUGGAAGUAGACUCAGAGCAAGUGGAUGUUUUGAUGAAGCAUUUGAAGCGACAUAAAUUGCGGUCCAAGUUCAAACUGCGUGUGGUGGAAGAUGGAGAGAUGAAUGUGUGGAGUGUAUGGAGAGAGGGAGACCGGUGGACUGCCCAUGGAACUCAGGACGGUAUGGAUGGGGUGGUUGGACUGACGGAUGCCCGGGCGCCAGGAAUGGGACAACGACUCGUCUUGCCUGGCGAAGGCCACCCGAUGCUGAAUGAUAUGGAGCAGGCUCCUCUAUCUGCGUACACCCUGCGGAGGUAUCUGAGAGGUGUUCCUGAAGGCCAGAAAGAGAUGCCGAGGGAUGACUGCCUCCCUAUGAAUUGCAACAUUGAUAUCAUGGGAGGGAUCGAUUUCAAAAAAGGAUGCUAUCUGGGGCAGGAAUUGACAAUCCGAACACAUCACACAGGAGUGGUUAGGAGGAGGAGUUUGCCAGUUGCUCUUUAUGAUCUCGGAAGUGAGCCCCCCGAACAACUGGAGUCCGUUCAGUCUACGAUAGACACGGUCUUGGAUGGAGCAGACAUCAGACGAGAUGACAAACGCAAACGCAGUACAGGGAAGCUUAUUGGACAUGUUGGCAAUAUCGGCUUGGGUAUGUGCAGGUUGGAGCAAAUGACCGACUUGAUAAUCUCGGGUGAGCCAAGCCCAUUCACACCUGAGGAUCGAUUUCUAGUUCAGAGCGCGGAUGGGAAAGAGAUGGGGUUGAAGGCCUUCGUCCCGGAUUGGAUAAGAGGGAGGAUCAGAGCGCCAAAAGUGCAAAAGCGCGUCCAAUGA
This is a messenger RNA of Ramularia collo-cygni, 1161 nucleotides long. Its product is annotated as related to Putative transferase CAF17, mitochondrial. Gene Ontology annotation, molecular function: protein binding. Gene Ontology annotation, cellular component: mitochondrial matrix. The coding region runs from base 1 to 1161 and encodes 386 amino acids. Lineage: Eukaryota; Fungi; Ascomycota; Dothideomycetes; Mycosphaerellales; Mycosphaerellaceae. The transcript has a single exon. The record is from RefSeq and is a predicted model, not a curated record.